Molecule: messenger RNA, 2674 nt
Organism: Pocillopora damicornis (cauliflower coral)
Lineage: Eukaryota; Metazoa; Cnidaria; Anthozoa; Scleractinia; Pocilloporidae
Product: eukaryotic translation initiation factor 4E type 3
Biological process (GO): translational initiation
Cellular component (GO): eukaryotic translation initiation factor 4F complex
Molecular function (GO): RNA 7-methylguanosine cap binding; translation initiation factor activity
Source: RefSeq, a predicted model, not a curated record
UGACGUCAUUUGUUGUGGUUCCGAGAUCGUCGCUAGAAAUGGCGGUCGAGCAAGGAGCUUCUCCAGUAAUAUCAAGUGUUUUUUUGGCCGAUCUCUCCCACGAGAUGGAGAAUGAUGGCGUCGAAACCGGCAGAAAUUCACCUCAUCUUUCAAUGCAAUCGUUGAAUGAAUUAGAAAGCUCUGAAAAGAGUGGAAUCCCAUUAAAUUCAGCCUGGACUCUUUGGCAUGAUAAAUAUGUUCGUGGAGCGACAGCGGCAGAGUACGCGGCAAAUCUCCGAAAGGUUUACACUGCUCACACAAUCCAGAGUUUUUGGAGUGUCUUCAACAAUAUACCUUUGCCUUCACAACUUGAUGUUAGAACAAGCUAUCAUUUUAUGAGAGGAGAGAGGAAACCACUUUGGGAAGACAAACAGAAUGUUAAUGGUGGAUAUUGGAAAAUGCGUUGUUUUAAGCAUAAUACAGAUAAUGUAUGGAAAGAAUUAUUGUUGGCAGCUAUUGGUGAACAAUUUAAUGACAAUGUUCGAGAAGAUGAUGAAGUUUGCGGCAUAAGCAUCAGUGUGCGUGAGAGAGAUGACAUCAUCCAAAUCUGGAAUGCAAAUGCAAAGGCUGUAGAGGAUGCAACAGUACUAAAUAAAGUGAGAGAUCUUGUUAAGGAUGUUGAAUUCUUUGAUGAUUUUUACAAAUCUCACCAAGCACAUGAUGCUUUUGAAGGGGUACGACCCCGUCCAACAAAGCCUCCUGGUUUUCCAUUUGCUAAAGACUGACAAAAAUCAUGUAUCCAUCAUAGUUCUUGGUUAGCGACCAAAACAGAUUGGCCUGCCAAGUGAUUACAUUCAUUUGCUAAAUUUGUGUGUGUGUGGGGGAAUCAGUCUUAGUCUGAGGGGCACUGGGCACCAUGUGAAUUCGUUGAGGAUGUGAAGAAAGUUGUUCAAGUAAUUUUGCCCAGUUGUCUUCAGAAGUGUUGACUGAUAUCGAUGCCAUCACAUUUGAGCAAAGUUGAUUACAGCAGGGGAGUUGGCCUUGCUAGUGCAUUUGGCAGAUGUUUCACUUGCUUCCUGGCUCUGCUAUGUGAUUGCAAAGAGAUUGGAGUUGAGAACAGCACUGAGCACAUCAUAAAGUUCGAACGAUAACUUUAUGCAUUUCUAUUUUCUUUUAAGGUAUCUAGUCACUGAUUAGACUAAAGGUAAACUUAGGCAUACACUUAGAUGUGACAUUAGGCUAGAAAGGUGAAACAAUUUCCUAGUGUUGAUCAGACCUAUGGCUUGUUCAAGAAUCAAGAAUAACAAAAAGCAAAAAAAUGUUGUAGGAUUUUAUGUUGACAACUAGCAUCAAUUUUACAUGUAUUUAGUUGCAUUUGUGAGGCUGUAUGUUGCAAAACCAACUUUCAAUUAUGCAGAGCUGAGUACAUUGUACAGCUUUUAAUCUCACCAAUCAGUUAGAUUUGAGAGGAGUGGUGUUGGAAACCCUUCACCAUAUAAACUUGAUGGUAAUUUCAAUUUAGGUUCAGGGUUCAAAUGCAAAAAACAGAAGAGAGUCAGGGUGUGGAGCUUUGAGAUCAAUGUCUGUAACCAAGCAACCGCACACCUGCCCCCCCCUCCACAACAGUCAAUUCAAAAAAACAAGUUAUAGUGUUAAUGUUAGUUUAGGGGAAGGGAAGGUCUGCAGAAGAUGCUUGGUUACUGACAUUUAUCUGAGAUUUCAUUAUUGGUGGGCAUUCCAUUUUCGAUCAGUGACAUGUGGCAGCUGAGAUUUAUUUUUCAGACAAAACAGCAAUGAAUGUAAGGUCUUGAUUUGAUGGAUUCUUUUAAGUCCUGAAUGGUGGGUCAGAAAUUCUUGAACAAACAGCAUUUUCCUUUUUGAAAUCUCAAAAAAAAAACAACAAAAAACAUUCACACUGGUGAAAUUCCAGUCUUAACUGAAAUUUUUGGGUACAUUAAUUGUGUGAAGUUGAAAGGUGGAUGAUGCAGUGAAUUGGCUAUUUAUUUUAGGAUACUUAAAAUUUUUUGUAACCAGUGGCAGUAAUAUUGAAUAUUUUUCCAGUUAGGCUUUUUUUUAUAUCUAUUUUAAUUUUCUUAAAGUGUUGUUAGUUUUGUAAUUGAGAGAACAGAGUAAGGGAACUUUUAAGAGUCCUUUUUACAAAGCAUGGUGAGGUUUUGCUUUUACCAUAAAUAGCAAAUGUGAUAGAAAAAGAGGAAUUGGAACAUGAAAAAGGAAACUACCGUGCAUGUGGGAAGAUUUACAAGAAUGGGUUUAAUUGAGGAAGAAGGGUGCUUGACAGGGGACUACAAAAAUUUACCCUAGCUCCCCUUCCCUUGUUUCCCAUUUUCUCUUGACACAGUAGAACCCUGCUAACUUGACCUCCUAAGGGAAACAAAAAAUGCUUCAAGUUAGAGGGGGUUUGAGUUUGCUGAUAGUAAAUGACUGAAAAUAUGGCAUCAAGGGAAACUGGGUCUUGUUCAAGUUUAUACCACUGGGUUUGAUUUCACCAAGAUCAAGUAAGCAGGGUUCUACUGUAUUAAUUUAAAUUCAUUGUUAUUUAAAUGUCAUAAAUAAGUAAUUAUAUACUCUUCUUUUAAAGAAUAAUUGUCUGGGGUUAGCUCUAGAUGUCAGAAGUUUAAAAUAACCAUCGAUGGUAAACGAUAUUCUAUGGGUUGAAGCACAUGAGGGCAUAACA